AUGAACUGUUUAACACAAUGCAUUGGAGAUAAGCGACCUAGAACAGAUAGGAAAAUAGUCGCUGUUGAGACUAGUGGUGCACCGGACGGAGGAGAGAACUAUGAGUUGUCACUCACCUGGAACCCAGCUGAAUCUCUCGUGUAUGGUGUUCUCAGUCAACUGAAUGUGCUUCACCAGGCCGCCUCAUGUUUCAGUCGCUACGAUAUUUGGAAUAUCGCGAUACAUGUAUAUCUUUGUAAUGUACUACUUAUAAGGUUGCUGAGAAUCCGUCGACAGCCCACGACCGGUUUCGCCCUCGUUGGGGCUCAUCAGGCACAGUCCCCGGGUUUCCGUCAACCUUAUGUUCUACUUGAAACCAAAUUGCACGAAAUCAGCGAAUAUACACUCAUUUGCAAACUAACUAAGGAAAAAAAACAAAUUAGUUUGCAAAUGAGUUUCGCACUCGUGAUCGAUAGCUGUAUUUUGGUACACUCGGGGGCGAGAUGGCCCAAUUGGUUAGAGCGCGAAUUUACUGACCGGAAGGUCCGUGGUUCGAGCCCGACAUCUGCCUCUCGACUUCCCCUGUCUAGGCUUGGGCAAACUGGCAGUAUCCCAGCCCUCGUGCUUCCUUCGGGCUGCAUGACAGUUAGGCACCGAAAGAGUGUUACGGUUGGACCAACGCUCACGACAGAGCUCAACAGUGCGACUAAACCGUUGUGUACAGGAGGUGCAGAGAAUCUGGAGAGAGAGAGAGAGACAAAGUCGCGUAUGGAUUUCGGUCAAAGUGAAAAAAAUCGUUCAGCUAUGGCACUCUUUCGGUGCCUAGUUGCCAUGCUACCCGAAGGAAGCACGAGGGCUGGGAUACUGCCAGGCUGCCUAAGCCUAGACAGAGAAAGUCGAGAGGCAGAGGUUGAGUGCGAACCACGGACCUUCCGGUCAAAUUCAACGGGAAGAUCUGCUGCUGCACUGCAAACCAGGCCAGGUUUGUCGGCUUACCGUGAUUUACCACACUUUUUACUAUCAAGAAUUACAGGGUUACAGAAGCCGUUUCAACUUUUCGAGAAAUACACUCAUAUGCAAAUCAAUUCGGCUUUUGCGAGAGAUUCAACUAAAUCUCUCGUUUAUGAUAUUCUACAACUGAAUGCGAUGCACACAGGCCGCCUCAUGAUUCAGUUGGCACGAUAUUCGAGAUAUCGCAGUACAUUUUCAUAA
Molecule: messenger RNA, 1191 nt
Organism: Opisthorchis viverrini
Lineage: Eukaryota; Metazoa; Platyhelminthes; Trematoda; Opisthorchiida; Opisthorchiidae
Exons: 7
Coding region: 1-1191 (396 amino acids)
Source: RefSeq, a predicted model, not a curated record